Messenger RNA from Soboliphyme baturini, 1458 nucleotides. Lineage: Eukaryota; Metazoa; Nematoda; Enoplea; Dioctophymatida; Soboliphymatidae. The record is from the annotation of a GenBank genome assembly.
AUGGUCAGCGCCGGUGCGUUAGAGGACGAGCAACUGGCGUGCGUUGGUCGACGACCGCGGUGUUCGGCGGGGUCGGAGGCGGAGCUGAAAGGGAAAACAGAGGCAAUGCAGCGAGUGUCAGAGCUGCGCCACAGUUUCACUCAGCAGUUGUCAUUGAUCGAGUCCGGCAAAGACCUGCGGUCGAGCUUCCUGACUAGGUCGAAAUACGAAAGCCUCGUCGCAGACCUCAAACGCAUACGCCACGAGGGCAAAUACCGCCGAAUUGACUACAAUCGCCAACGCCGGUUCCAACUGGAUUACGUCGACGGCAAGGAUGUACUGGUGGAUCCGCGCAAAGGUCUGAUGUACGUUGUCGAUGAUCAACUGUUCGACGUUUUCCAUGACACCCACAUGCGGCUCGGCCAUGUUGGUCGCUACGCGAUGCUCAAGCACCUCCGCAAGCAAUACGUGAACAUCAACAAAAAAGCUCUCUGCUACUAUCUUUCAAUGUGUGAGCAAUGUCAUGGUGGCAGCGGCAACGGCAAACCAAAUAUGGCCGUAGAAACGAUGCUGUCGCCGGCUGUGCCUUCCCCGCCGUCGCUUCCUCCCGCUGACCCGGUGCCCGAGUCCCCGCGUUCGAAUCGCUCGUUCAAUGGCCGUGGUCCCGGUUCAACAAUAGCCACCAUGUCUCCAUCACGACACCGCGGUUCCGGCGCAUCGUUAGCCAUCGUCAACGUAGUAGACUUCGUUCGCGUCGGCAGCGACUUUCGCUUCAUCGUCAUCUAUCAGGAUAAGACUUCAGGUUUCUGUAUGUUGCGACCGGCGAAGGCUGCCGACGAACAAGUUGCUCACGUCCUGCUGGCCAUCAUGUGUACCGUUGGACCGCCGGCGGUGAUUCGUUUUCAUUGUAGCACCAAGCUGGACGCCAGGAUAACCCGCACGAUACGAAACACUGUGCCUUCGAUCCAGGUGAAAUGUAGCAAAGCUACCGGUUCACGUCUACCCGUUGGCCAAUUGCACUUGAUCACCAGCAUUCAGAGCAAACUUGACAUGUGGCUGCAACGAAACCCGGGCGCCGAUUGGACCACCGCUCUGAAAUUCGUUCAACUGUUCGUCAACACUAACUUCGGCCGGUCGACCACCAAGCGUCGUUGCGAAGCGAUUAUGCGAAACAUGCUGUCUUCAAAGAGGGCUACUAAAGAAUUGCUUUGUCAGUUGUUACCCGAGUCCGAGGUCAAGAAAACGAAACGACGAGGUACCAAGACUAAGCGGCCGAGACCUUCGCAGUCGCCUCAUCACAACAAGUUCGAUAUUAAAGCACACAAACGUAACCUGUUGGACGUCAUCGAAAGCCUGACGUUGGAGAAGAUGAGGAACGCCGAGCGUCUGACGUUACCGGAUUCGUGCGAAGUCGUCGUGCAGUUUGCCACCUUUCUCAGCUCUGCGUAUUCGAAACAGACGUGCCGAAGUGCCCUGUGA